Molecule: messenger RNA, 465 nt
Organism: Xyrichtys novacula (pearly razorfish)
Lineage: Eukaryota; Metazoa; Chordata; Actinopteri; Labriformes; Labridae
Source: the annotation of a GenBank genome assembly
AUGACACAAACUCAAAUUCAACAAACACACAAACUCAAAUUCAACCAAUACCCAAUUCUCAAGUUUAACAAAUUCCACACCCUCAAGUUCAAAAACACCAAAAACUCCAGUUCAAAAACACGACACAAACUCAAGUUCAUACACGACACAAACUCAAGUUCAAACAUAACACAAACUCAAGUUCAACAAACACACAAACUCAAGUUAAACAAACAAGAAAUCUCAAGUUCAAAAACACCACAACCUCAAGUUCAAAAACACCACAAACUCAAGUUCAGACACGACACAAACUCAAGUUCAACAAACGCCACAAACUCAAGUUCAAACAAGACACAAAUUCAAGUUCAAAAACAACAGAAACUCAAGUUCAACAAACGCCACAAACUCAAGUUCAAACAUGAAACAAACUCAAGUUCAAAAACACCACAAACUCAAGUUCAACCAAAACCCAAUUCUCAAGUUUAA